UGUCACCGCCGCCCUGCCGGGGCCAUGUUCGCCCGCGGCUUGCCCUACUUGGUGGCGCUCUUGGUGGCCUCGGUCGAGAGCCAUCUGGGGGCUCUGGGGCCCAAGAACGUCUCGCAGAAUGAUGCCGAGUUUGAGCACACCUACUCCCACGAGGUCAACAGCGAGCUGGUCAACAUCUACACCUUCAACCAUACCGUGACCCGCAACCGGACCGAGGGUGUGCGUGUGUCUGUGAAUGUCCUGAACAAGCAGAAAGGGGCGCCUUUGCUGUUCGUGGUUCGCCAGAAGGAGGCUGUGGUGUCCUUCCAGGUGCCCCUAAUCCUGCGAGGGCUGUAUCAGCGGAAAUACCUCUACCAAAAGGUGGAACGGACGCUGUGUCAACCUCCCACCAAGAAUGAAUCCGAGGUCCAGUUCUUCUAUGUGGAUGUGUCUACUCUGUCACCCGUCAACACCAAGUACCAGCUCCGAGUCAGCCGAAUGGACAACUUCGUGCUCAGGACUGGGGAGCUGUUUAGCUUCAACACUACUGCAGCCCAGCCCCAGUACUUCAAGUAUGAGUUCCCUGAGGGAGUGGACUCUGUGAUUGUCAAGGUGACCUCGAACAAGGCCUUCCCCUGCUCAGUCAUCUCCAUCCAAGAUGUCCUGUGUCCUGUCUAUGACCUGGACAACAAUGUAGCCUUCAUUGGCAUGUACCAGACCAUGACCAAGAAGGCAGCCAUCACUGUACAGCGCAAAGAUUUCCCCAGCAACAGCUUUUAUGUGGUGGUCGUGGUGAAGACUGAAGACCAGGCCUGUGGAGGUUCCUUGCCCUUCUACCCCUUUAUGGAAGAUGAACCGGUUGAUCAAGGGCAUCGCCAGAAAACCCUGUCAGUGCUGGUCUCCGAAGCGGUCACGUCAGAGGCCUAUGUCAGUGGGAUGCUCUUUUGCCUGGGCAUAUUUCUUUCUUUCUACCUGCUGACUGUCCUCCUGGCCUGUUGGGAGAAUUGGAGGCAGAGGAAGAAGACCCUGCUGAUGGCCAUUGACCGAGCCUCUCCAGAAAGUGGUCACCCUCGGGUCCUGGCUGAUUCCUUUCCUGGCAGCGCCCCUUACGAGGGCUACAACUAUGGCUCCUUUGACACUGGUUCUGGAUCCACUGAUGGUCUGGUUGACAGCACGGGGACUGGGGACCUCUCUUACAGUUAUCAGGGGCACGACCAGUUCAAGCGACGCCUCCCCUCUGGCCAGAUGCGGCAGCUGUGCAUUGCCAUGGACCGUUCCUUUGAACCAGUGGGUUCUCGGCCACGCCUGGACUCCAUGAGCUCCGUGGAGGAGGAUGACUAUGACACCCUGACUGACAUUGAUUCAGACAAGAAUGUCAUUCGCACCAAGCAAUACCUCUGUGUGGCUGACCUGGCGCGGAAGGACAAGCGUGUUUUGCGGAAAAAGUACCAGAUCUACUUCUGGAACAUCGCCACCAUUGCCGUCUUCUACGCUCUUCCUGUGGUACAACUGGUGAUCACCUACCAGACGGUGGUGAAUGUCACAGGGAAUCAGGACAUCUGCUACUACAACUUCCUCUGUGCUCACCCACUGGGCAACCUCAGCGCCUUCAACAACAUCCUCAGCAACCUGGGGUACAUCCUGCUGGGGCUGCUCUUCCUGCUCAUUAUCCUGCAGCGGGAGAUCAACCACAACCGGGCCUUGAUGCGCAAUGACCUCUACGCCCUGGAAUGUGGGAUCCCCAAGCAUUUUGGGCUGUUCUAUGCCAUGGGCACAGCUCUGAUGAUGGAGGGACUGCUGAGUGCUUGCUAUCAUGUCUGCCCGAACUAUACCAAUUUCCAGUUUGACACGUCAUUCAUGUACAUGAUCGCCGGCCUCUGCAUGCUGAAGCUCUACCAGAAGCGGCAUCCGGACAUCAACGCCAGCGCGUACAGUGCCUAUGCCUGCCUGGCCAUCGUCAUCUUCUUCUCCGUGCUGGGCGUGGUCUUUGGUAAAGGGAACACGGCGUUCUGGAUUGUCUUCUCGGUCAUCCACAUCAUUGCCACCCUGCUCCUCAGCACACAGCUUUAUUACAUGGGCCGCUGGAAGCUGGACUCGGGGAUCUUCCGCCGCAUCCUGCAUGUGCUCUACACGGACUGCAUCCGGCAGUGCAGCGGGCCCCUCUACGUGGACCGCAUGGUGCUGCUGGUAAUGGGGAACAUUAUCAACUGGUCGCUGGCUGCCUAUGGGCUCAUCAUGCGCCCCAAUGAUUUCGCUUCCUAUUUGUUGGCCAUUGGCAUCUGCAACCUGCUGCUUUACUUUGCCUUUUACAUUAUUAUGAAGCUCCGGAGUGGAGAGACGAUCAAGCUCAUCCCCCUGCUCUGCAUCGUCUGCACCUCUGUGGUCUGGGGCUUUGCACUCUUCUUUUUCUUCCAGGGGCUCAGCACCUGGCAGAAAACCCCUGCGGAGUCAAGGGAGCACAACCGGGACUGCAUCCUCCUCAACUUCUUUGAUGACCAUGACAUCUGGCACUUCCUGUCCUCCAUCGCCAUGUUUGGGUCCUUCCUGGUGCUGCUGACACUGGAUGAUGACUUGGAUACAGUGCAGCGGGAUAAGAUCUAUGUCUUCUAGCCUGCACUGGACCCUUGGCUUCACUUCAUGGAGCUCUGAGCUCCCCUGCGUCCCCUGCCAGGUGCCUCUGUAGGCCUGGGGCUGAGUCCCAGCCCAGCUGCCCAGCACUGGACAUCAGUGGGACAGUGAGGUCUAGCCCAGGCCCAGGUCAGGACAGUCAUGGAGGGGGUGGGCACUGAGACUUGCGGCUGCCCUCUGCCAGGGAGGAGGCUGCUCCCCUGCUUCCCCAGACACUGGCCAGAUUGCUGCUUUCUUCUCAGUGUUGGGCCUUCCGUGGGCCUCUGUCCAUUGGCUCUCCGUCCGUCUGCCCGUCCGUCCAUCUGUUUUAUCCCUCUACAGGAGGGAUAAAGGAGUGAAGGUGUUUCCUGCCCCCAUUUCAUGCCUUGCAUUCUGCCAUCUUCCCCUCCCCCCCAGCCGGAGACCCAAAGCCCGCCUUUCCUCUCAAGCUGCGGUCCUCUCUGGGGCUGCCAUCACUGCCCACUGGUCAGCCAGGAUGGAUGCGGCCGUAGGACUUUGGGGGUUGGCCACCUGGUGCCAGGCUUUCGGUGCUAAGGCCUUCAAGGGGCCCUGAGCAAGACCCCUCCCCCUGACCCGUGCUCUAGGCUGGCUUUUUAGCAAUGAGGAUCAGCCCCGCUGGAAAGCUGCUGCAGUCUUGAGGGGAUGAUUCCA
This is a messenger RNA of Dipodomys ordii (Ord's kangaroo rat), 3258 nucleotides long. RefSeq names its product SID1 transmembrane family, member 2 (gene Sidt2). The record is from RefSeq and is a predicted model, not a curated record. The transcript has 27 exons. Gene Ontology annotation, cellular component: membrane. NCBI's taxonomy places the organism in Eukaryota, Metazoa, Chordata, Mammalia, Rodentia, Heteromyidae. The coding region runs from base 25 to 2589 and encodes 854 amino acids.